AUGGGUUCGGAUUGUAUGCAGCCCGGCAAGCGUGGCCUCACGGUGUCGGUUGCAGUGCUUGGUGGUGCAUGUCUAACAGUUAUGUUGGCGUAUCUGGUCUUCGGAGAUAGCACUGAUGAGUCCGGGUUGCGAACACUUCGGAUGGUAAGCAUUAUUUUUCGCCACGGGGACCGCUCUCCCACCGAUUUCUAUCCAAACGAUCCACAUCGAAAUCAUCACUGGACUGGCGGUUUAGGAGCCCUAUCUGAGAAAGGAUCUCAGCAAAUGUAUCAGCUUGGCAAGUUGCUACGACCGCGAUAUUAUCGUUUGCUUCCCCCGAACGGUUUAUACUCGAAGGAGCACAUGACCAUAGUAAGCAGUUACGCCGAGCGAUGCAUAAUGAGCGCUCAGAGCUUUAUAGCCGGAUUUCUUCCUCCGCUGGAAAAUACUAACCCCUUGCCCAUUCCAUGGCAGCCCGCAGCGGUCAAUGUAUUGUCACGCGAUCGUGACACGAUUUUAGCCCAAAAGCAACCUUGUCCGAGGUACGACCAAUCGAAACAACGUCUGGUAGCCUACCCUCCGAAGGAUGUUCGGGAAUUGUACGAAAAGAACGCGCCAUUGUUUCGUACGCUAAGCCAAGGCACUGGCCAAAACAUUAGUACUAUCCUCGACGUGGAGCUGCUAUACAAUACGCUAGAGAUAGAGAAAUCGGCUGGUCUGGAAUUGCCGGACUGGACGGAAGGAAUUUUUCCGCAGAAGAUGCUUCCGAUUGCCGAACGCAGCUUGGCGCUGAUAACCGAGUUGCCGUUGAUGAAGAAAAUCAAAGGAGGUGCGAUCGUGGCCGAACUGCUUGAUAAUGCCAUUCGUCGACGAUCCGGCAUACUGAUACCAGAGCGAAACAUUUUCAUUUAUUCCGGCCACGACGUUACACUGGUGAACUUUAUGCGCGCUCUGAAUGUAAUCGAUCAGACGACCGGCAAACCGGACUUUUCGGCCACGAUUGCAUUCGAGCUGCACCACAGCAUAACCUUUGAUGACGAUUUUGAGGUGAAGAUGGUGUAUUACUUCAACAGUGAGGACAAGUAUCCGAAGGAGAUCGAAAUACCGAAUUGCGAAAGUCCUUGUUCGCUUACCAAGUUCGAACAAGUUAUGGAUACAGUGCGUUUGCGAAACUACGACGAAACGUGCCAGCUAGUUUGA
This is a messenger RNA of Anopheles marshallii, 1179 nucleotides long. Its product is annotated as lysosomal acid phosphatase. Gene Ontology annotation, biological process: dephosphorylation. The record is from RefSeq and is a predicted model, not a curated record. The transcript is spliced from 3 exons. Gene Ontology annotation, molecular function: phosphatase activity. Lineage: Eukaryota; Metazoa; Arthropoda; Insecta; Diptera; Culicidae. Bases 1 to 1179 code for a protein of 392 amino acids.